AUGAAUCCGACGAAUCCAAGUGGUACACACAAGUGGUAUUUCAUUUUCAACGCCACUUUGCUCAUCGGUGUCCAGAACUGCUCCCAAAUAAUCAACAUCUUUUUCGUGUAUACAAAUUUCUUGUGUUUAGCCAAAAUCCUCAUUUUUGCCAGAAAUUUAAAAUCCAUUAACAAGAUAUUAAGAAUUCUGGACAGCCAGGAAGCCCAACCAAAAUCCACGGAACAAAUUAAACUAAUUCAGCCGUCAUUGACACGUUGGAAGGUGCCAUAUUUUGUAUUUAUGAGCCACGUGACUUCAAAUGUGGCACUAUGGUUCCUGUCUGCACUUUUUAGCCAUCAGUUGCCACUAGUAUCGUGGUAUCCCUUCAGCGUUGAAAAAUCACCGAAUUAUGAAAUUAUUUUCAUCUACCAAGUUUUUAGCUUCACUUACUUAUCAGCUGCUAAUAUAAACGUGGAUUCGUUUUUCUACGCUUUGUUAAUGUUUAUUUGGGCGCAAUGUGAUAUUUUGUGUGACGAUUUAAGUCAUCUUGAUGGGGAUCCAGCACAGUUUAAUCAAAAACUGAUUAACUGUCUUAAACAUCACGAGACAAUAUUGAGGUUGGCUAAGAAAAGCAAUAGUUUAAUUGAUAGGAUAAUUUUGGGGCAAUUUGUCACUAGUACCAUGACUCUGGCUUUAACCAUGUUUCAGCUAAGUUUGAUUCAAUCUGUAAAUAAAGAAGCGUUAGUAAGUCUGCUCUACAUCCUGGGUAUUAUGUUGCAAUUGUUUCUCUAUUGUUGGUUUGGCACUGAAGUGGAAACUAAGAGUAGUAAAAUUCCAUAUGCUACCUUUAUGUCGCAAUGGUAUGAGCAACCGCUCCACAUCAAGAAAAAUCUUUUGAUUUUGAGCGAACGAUGUCAAAGACCUAUCCAGAUAACGGCCAUCAAUUUGUUUGCGCUUUCGCUUAAGACCUUUGUCAAUAUUAUUCGCACUGCUUGGUCUUAUUUUGCCGUUUUAUACAAUGUUCAUCAGUAG
Zophobas morio is the source of this 1011-nucleotide messenger RNA. RefSeq names its product odorant receptor 4-like. Gene Ontology annotation, molecular function: olfactory receptor activity; odorant binding. Bases 1 to 1011 code for a protein of 336 amino acids. The transcript has 5 exons. Gene Ontology annotation, cellular component: plasma membrane. The record is from RefSeq and is a predicted model, not a curated record. Lineage: Eukaryota; Metazoa; Arthropoda; Insecta; Coleoptera; Tenebrionidae. Gene Ontology annotation, biological process: detection of chemical stimulus involved in sensory perception of smell; sensory perception of smell.